Molecule: messenger RNA, 2061 nt
Organism: Diaporthe citri
Lineage: Eukaryota; Fungi; Ascomycota; Sordariomycetes; Diaporthales; Diaporthaceae
Exons: 3
Coding region: 1-2061 (686 amino acids)
Biological process (GO): chromatin remodeling
Source: RefSeq, a predicted model, not a curated record
AUGGGAGACCCGAGCCACAACAUCAACGAGAAGAUGCUUCAUCAUCUGCAUCUCAUCAGCACUUACAGAUAUGCCGCGAUGGCCGAUGUUGGCGUCCCCGACGCUUCCAAGUGGCUGAUGAAUGCUCCCAAAAUCGCCCGCGACACAGCGCCCUUCUUUUGGACGUACCUCGACGCCCCGGCCGACGGAACCAUAAUGCUCACGUGGCAGCCUUUGCAGCGCCUGGAUACGAACUUUGCGACUGAUGGAUACAUAUGGCCAUAUCCUGAGACCUAUUACCAGCAGGAUCUUGGCAACGGCCUGGUACUGGAGAUGUUCUUCCAGAGGGUUGGCUACCGUCAAGGGGAGCAGUUCGCCCAACAUGCGAGGAAACGCUUUCGCCUGGUUCCCAAGCAACCUCAGGUGCCCGGCGCGCCCCAGGUCGACCCCAGCCUCUGGAUCGUGCACUACGGACCCAACUCGGCCCAAGAUAGAGUGCCGGUCAACAUGAUACCCAUUGACCCCCGCACACAUGGUUUGAUGCAAGCUCGCAUGCAAUUACAGAGGGGCGGCCAGAUCGCUCGUAAAGAGUUCAUGCUUGCCGAUCGACUUAACUGGCCGACCAUCAAUCCGCCACGGGAGGGCAGAGGCCACCCAAUGAUGGCUCAGCAACCUCAUCCGCGCACCAUCCCCCAGCAGAUGGCCUACCCUCCGCAGCAGCCCGUGCCAAACAAGCGUGCAAGGACUAGUGCGCAUCAGAAUCAGCAGAUGAUGAGUGCUGCUCCUUUUAUACCCUUUGACGAUGAAGAUGAUACCCACCAGGGCGACGUCUUUGAUCACAUGAGUCCUCGCGACGUCAGCAUGGCCAGAUACACGCGCAAUCACGAGUGGAUGGAAGAGGUUCUGGGCUCCGCGUACCGGAUAGGACAGAUAACACCGGCAGAUCUUGGUCUUGGAUUGCAGGGAGAGUUGGCAUCAUUAACGCAAGGGAUCUACGAGGCCUCAGGCGUUGAUGCGCACAAGAAGCCACCAGCCAAGCCAGUGGUCGGCCACCUUGACCCAAAGCUGGCGAGCGAAUUCCGCGACAGAGUCUCGCAGAAAAUCGAGAAUGACAAGGCUGAGAUGGCGCGCCUGAAGGAGCAGCAUGAGAAGAUGAUGGAUAAGUUCAAGUCGAACUCGAUCCUCAACCGGGCCGAGAAAGAGUUACGCGUCGCUGUCGAUGAAACAGGGCCGGAAUUCUGGCGGCUUGAAGGAAAAGAGGAAGACGAGGGCGAGGGUAUCACCCAGUGGAACGGAAACGAACACAGAAAGGUCAGCGACAUAGUUGCUGAUGUUGAGUCAGCCCUGGGCCGACACAUCGCGGUUGUUAGUGAUGUCAAGCGCAUCCAAGACGGCGGAUACCAGGAGCCUGCGCCUGAGCCGGAGAGUCUCCCGAUGCCUCCAGCUGCACCAGUCCCUAGCGCGAAUGGCGCCGCGCAAGGCCAGCUAUCCCGGCAGGGGUCGCAGGCAGGCUCAACGGCCAGUGGGCUCCUGGCUGGCGACUCUGACAUCGACAUGGGCGGAACCGCUGCCGGUCUCCUGGACCAAAUCCAGGGUGGAGCCUCGUCCACUUCUACGCCCCAGCCUCAACCAUCUACCAUCGCGUCGGAUGCUGCGAUACCAACCAAUGCUGCGACCGCACAGGUCACGGCUGAGCAAGUCCCGGGCAAUGCUUCUGAGGAUGUCACAAUGGAAGACUCUGAUCAAGUCAGGGAUGUGAACACGGCUCCAGACCAAGGAACUGAGAGCGGCGACUGGGUCGUCGUGCCCAAGGGGGGGGUGUCACCAAACGCAUCUACUAGUGCCGCGCCUGCAGCGGACUCUGCUCCGAUACCGACUGAGAGCACAGAGGUGAACAAACCGAUUGAUAACGACGACUUCCUGAACUCGGCCGGCGAGGCACUUGACCAGUCGGCUGCAGAUGACACCCCCGGGGACUUUGGCGACAUAGGCAUGGAAGAUUCAGCUUUUGGGGAGGCCAUGUACGGUGCCGAAGUUUCACGGGACUCGGCCUCGAACACACCUGCAGACGGUGGCGUAUAA